UGCGCGUGCACGCUGCGUUCUGCUGCGCUCUGUCAACUGGCACUGUGACAGUGUUAUGUUGUUACAUGCCAUUGUGACUUCAUUAAGGAAACUACUGACUGCAUAUGCGUUAAAACAUAAAGAAGGCGCACUUGUUUCUAUUUGAACAUCUUCGGAUCUUACUUAAUAUACAGAUCAAUAGUGGAUCAUUGGAAAUGACAAAGAAGAUGAUAGCUAACUGUUGGAUGGUAUGCCUGUUUCUACUGGGAUCUGUUACAGAGCUUAUCGUUCUGGCCAGCCCUGAGGUGAACGAAAGCGAGCAACAACAUCCUCAAAAUGUGUACCAUGACAUUGGUUUGACCAGAAACAAGAUUGUGACUGCACAGUUUGAGUGCUAUCAGAAGAUCAUGAAGGACAACAAUCCAGACAGAAAAGUCGGCCCAGUGUGCAACAAGACAUGGGAUGGAUGGUUAUGUUGGGACGACACUGAUGCUGGCAUCACCUCUGAGCAACACUGCCCUGACUAUUUCCAGGACUUUGACCCCACAGAAAGGGUCACCAAAAUAUGUACAGAAAGUGGGCAGUGGUUCCUGCAUCCCGAGAGCAACCGAACCUGGACAAAUUUUACCAGAUGUAAUUUGCACACUGCUGAAGGAAGACAGACCGCAAUGAACUUGUUCUACUUGGCACUAAUAGGUCAUGGACUCUCCUUAACGUCUUUGUUUAUCUCACUUGGCAUAUUCUUCCAUUUUAAGAGUUUGAGCUGCCAAAGAAUAACCCUGCACAAAAACCUGUUCUUUUCCUUCGUAUUAAACUCUGUCAUCACUAUCAUUUGGUUAACCGCAGUGGCAAACAACCAGGAGUUAGUGCAGCAAAAUCCCAUCAGUUGCAAAGUGUCGCAGUUUAUCCAUCUGUACAUGUUUGGAUGCAACUACUUCUGGAUGCUGUGUGAAGGAAUUUACUUGCACACACUCAUUGUAGUAGCUGUGUUUGCUGAAAAACAGCAUUUAAUGUGGUACUACCUACUAGGAUGGGGUUUCCCACUUAUACCAGCUACAAUACAUGCCAUAGCGAGAAGUUAUUACUACAAUGAUAAUUGUUGGAUCAGCACAGAUACUUCUUUGCUAUAUAUUAUUCAUGGCCCUAUCUGCUCUGCUCUGUUGGUGAACUUGUUCUUUCUGUUGAACAUUGUACGGGUCCUCAUCACCAAACUGAAAGUGACACACCAAGCUGAGUCGAGUCUGUACAUGAAAGCUGUCCGAGCCACCCUGAUUCUGGUUCCACUCCUGGGCAUUCAGUAUGUUCUUCUCCCUUACAAAGCCGGGGGGCGUGUUUCUGCUGAAAUCUCUGACUACAUUAUGCAUAUCCUAAUGCAUUAUCAGGGACUUUUGGUGGCCACAAUCUUCUGCUUUUUCAAUGGAGAGGUACAAGCUGUUUUGAGAAGACACUGGAACCAGUACCGCAUCCAGUUUGGAAACACCAUCACACACUCUGAUGCUCUGAGGUCUGCCUCGUACACUGCUUCCUCCAUUACGGAGGUCCAGGGCUGUUACAGCAUUGACGGCCACACAGAACACUUGAACGGCAAGAACUGCCAUGACAUUGACAACACAGUCCUAAAACCAGAGAACCCCUUCGCCUGAUGCCAUUUAAUGUGGCUGUGCACCGUUUAAAAAAACUGCUGAUUACCAUGACAGCUGACCUGGACCUUUUGCCCAUAAUUCACUACUUGUGCUCUCUGAGGGGGUGAAGGAGAAAAGCCAUUUACACUGAAAAACAUUUCACUAUCUUCUGUGUUGUUAAAUGGACACAUAAGCAUUUUCGGCCUUGUCUUUGUGCCAUAAGUAUUGUAGUUUAUUUUACCCCUAUGUGCAGUGGAAUUAAGUGUGAAUAUGUUGCUCUUAUUCAGAAACCACGUGUAAUGCACUUCUUUGUCUUAUAGGAUCAGCCAUCAGAUGAUAAAAAAAUAUAUAAAUCUAACCUAAAUAAAGACCACACAUAUUAAAUAUCUAUAUAUGUUACUACAUAACAAAAGGGAAAAUGUAAGAGUCUAUAGAACCAUUCCCAAAUACAACCAGUGCCCCUUUUUAUAAUGAUUCUUUUUAUGUAAAACUUAAUUGUAAGUUCCUGUGACAUGUGAAUACUUGGACUGCAAAAUAGACAAAUGUCGUCUUUAUUAUCUUGGAGAACAACAGAAUUGAAACUUCAGUAAAAUAUAAAUGAGAAAAUAUUCUGUAUGCACAAAUUUGGUCCUUAAUUGCUACAUAUCAGAAGGUAGUAUUGACUGGAUACGUCCAUUUAAAGGUGAAGUGUGAAUUUCUCUUUGUUAAAAUACUUUCUCAUCCCAACCAGUCAGACAUAAAAUCACUGGCUCGACCAAUGGCGUGAGUGUGGGGGCGGGACUAUCUAUUUGGCCAACCAAUGGAAGAUGAGUGAAGUGUUCAAGAAACCUGUUUAAAACCAACCAAUUUUUUUGCUACUCUAUUUGGUUGCAAGUGAUGCAGAAAUUACACACUUCACCUUAUAUUUCAAUACAUUAAUGUUAUGUUAUCUGAUACAAAUCAGAAAUAUUGUAAAUCUUCAACAUAAUUACUAAAGAACACCAAUUUGUGUAACAUUUCUAGGUUUUUUGACAAUUGUAUGUGAAAGCCUAACAGCACGAUGACAUGCUUAUCAUUUUAUUCAAGAUAUAUUUCUUAACAUGAUUAUAUGCUUAUUUUUAACAUAAAAAUUUGGAACACAAAUGCCACACUUUUAGUGUUGAUUGGAUUUUAGACUUUAUAUUUCUAACUGUUCUUAUAAUGCUUAUCAUGUACUUUUUCUUUUUAAUCUGUGACUUUUAUGAAAUAAGGUACAGUAUUUUACAACCUAGAGUAUAUUACUCAAGAGCCUUUCUUAUAACACACUUGGAGUAUGCAAGAUUUCGCUGUUUUUGUCUGAACCUCUAACCAUACUGCCUAAAUUACUAACAUUCCAUAUGUGCCCAGUGUUUAUUUCCUUUGACGAUUUUAUGCUCACCUGAUUUCACUCUGUUUUGGAUUAACUCUGACAAAUGGCAUGUUUUCAUUCUUCUUAAAGGGAAAGUUCCUCAAAAAUGAAAAUUCUGUUAUCAUUUACUCACCCUCAUGUCAUUCCAAUCCUAUAUGACUUUCUUUUUCGUAUGAGGAAAACAAGAGGAAUUUUUGAAGAAUAUUCUGGACUCUGUUUUCUGUAUAACGAGUAAGAAUGAGCACGACGUAUUACAAGUCUUAUGUAUCUUACAAGUGAAGUCAUAUGAUAGCUUUGUGGAACAACGUGAGGGUGAGUAAAUAAUUACAGAAUUGUCAUUUUAUGUGUACACUAUUCCUUUAAUUCCUGCUUUUGUACAUAUCCUAGCAAAAACAUGUUCGUAUAUAGAUCCUGCAAACGGAUGUGUUGACAGACAAUGUUAGAAAUGUGAGGAUGGGUUUGUACAAAUGAUGUAAAUAUUAUUUUACUUGUGAUCACAUUUGAAAAUUUAGUAGAGGUGUACUUCGACCUGGCUUUGCAUUGCAGUCGUUAUUUCUGAAUAUUUCUUCUAUUCUAAACAAUGAAGGAGUUGUAACUCUCACUUUAUUUUCAGAAUACAUCAGUAUUAAUAUUGCAAACCGUAGCAUUUCACAACAAAUGCCAUUCAAACAUCCACUGUAUCGUUUGAUCAGGUUAUCACAGGCCCAAAGCAAUUCAAACCUAAUUUGCAUCUUAAAUGUACUUUAUUUUGUUGUGUUGUUUGUGAUCAUUUGUGUGAUUUCAUGAAAACAAAACACUCACUGCAGGACGGUUUUAUGUGUGUUCAUAUGUAUUAAAGGUUGCACUUUGUGCAAAAAUAUUUGCUUUCUAAAUCAGCAUCAGAAUGCUACAGUUGUAUUGUGUAUAUUCUGCGUUUUAACCAACCACUUCAAAUGUUCUUUACUGGGUGAAUGCAAUUUGUAUUUGUUCUCCUGAGACAUAUCCAUGUUACAUUUAUAUCAUAAAAUGUGGGCAGUGUUGCAAUUAUGUGUAUUGUAUUACUCUGUAAUUACAGUUGAUUAUUUCAAAUGUCAUUUUGUUUGCAUUUUAUUGUGUGUUUCUUUAAAAGAACUGGGGUGGGGAGGUAGACUUUGAUGAAAUUACAAAAGCGUAUAAAAGCUCCCACUAUUCAUAAUGCACAAAGGAUUUAAAUUAAUUUGGCAAGGUCAAUCUAAUGACAUUCAUUCACAAAAGUCAUGUUUGUCCUUGGGGCACUAUAGAAACUCAUUAAACAUGUCCUUCAGUCGUUUUAAUAAGGUGAUGAGAGGGCUUAGGAACAGAGACACAUAAUAAUUUAGGGAUAUUAAAGACUUUUCUUUAAAAGAUGAAGCCAGUAGAAAAAUAUUGCUCUGAGCUACAGGGUU
Messenger RNA from Xyrauchen texanus (razorback sucker), 4370 nucleotides. RefSeq names its product calcitonin gene-related peptide type 1 receptor-like. Gene Ontology annotation, cellular component: plasma membrane. Gene Ontology annotation, molecular function: calcitonin gene-related peptide receptor activity; calcitonin receptor activity; adrenomedullin receptor activity. NCBI's taxonomy places the organism in Eukaryota, Metazoa, Chordata, Actinopteri, Cypriniformes, Catostomidae. Gene Ontology annotation, biological process: adenylate cyclase-activating G protein-coupled receptor signaling pathway; cell surface receptor signaling pathway; angiogenesis. The transcript has 13 exons. Bases 195 to 1622 code for a protein of 475 amino acids. The record is from RefSeq and is a predicted model, not a curated record.